Molecule: messenger RNA, 582 nt
Organism: Porites evermanni
Lineage: Eukaryota; Metazoa; Cnidaria; Anthozoa; Scleractinia; Poritidae
Source: the annotation of a GenBank genome assembly
UAUUUGGAGGAAGCGGCUUGGCGAGAUGAGUUCCUGUUGACAGAAGGUACCUACAACCAUCUGGUUGCUAUAAUCAGCAUCAAUUCCAUCUCAGUUUUACCAACUGUGCUGUUGAAUGCUCUGGUGAUAUUUGCUGUCGUAACAAGGAAACGUUUGCGAAAUAAAGCGACAAUCCUUCUGGCGUGCCUGGCUGGGGCGGAUCUUUUGACAGGGUUGGUGGGACAGCCGAUACGAAUAGCGACAGAAGUGCAGCGAAUAUUGAAAAAGGGGACAUUUUGUAGCGUUUUGGAAAGAGUAAGCACUUUAUCCUUAAUAUGGCAUAAGUUCGCGAACUUAACUCAUCUUGUGUUAAUAACUGUUGAUAGAUACAUUGCUAUUAAAAAACCAUUAAGGUAUCGAGAUAUUGUUACAACACGGCGAGUAACUGUCGCUGUGCUUUCAGUGUGGACUUUUGCAAUAUUUGUGGCAAUAUCAGAAGUUAUCCUUUCUGCAGUGAAUAGUAGCGCAAACAUGUACAAUAUUUAUUUAACCAUGUGGGAAUUAGUGCUCAUCACUGUUACGGUGUUACCUCGAUUUCCAUAA